AUGGCGACAGCCAACCCAGAUUCGGCGACCACAUCGUCGUCAGACCUCCGCUCGACCUCGCACCGAUGCGGAGCCUGCGACAUCGAGUUCCCUAACCUCCAGGAAAUGCGCGCGCACGCAAAGAGCGAACUACACGUCCAAACUAUCCGCCGUCGCGUCGCCGAACUCGACCCCAUCGCGCACCAAAUUGAAAAAGGCUACGCCGACCUCGACUUCGACACCGACACCGACACCGACACCGACGCCCCGUCCGAGUCCGACGCGUCCGUGCACUCCGACUCGGACCCGGAUCAACCCCCACCCACCCCAACCCCCACCUCCGUCCUCCAAACCUUCCACCCCGCCACCUGCCUCUUCUGCCGCGCCGCGCUGCCCGACCUCGCCGCCAACCUCACCCACAUGGCCAAGGCCCACGGCUUCGCGAUCCCCGCCCGGAACACCUCCGCGUGGACCCGGAAACCCUGCUCGCCUACCUGUGCCUCGUCGUCGAGGGCUACCGCGAGUGCAUAG
This is a messenger RNA of Parascedosporium putredinis, 510 nucleotides long. NCBI's taxonomy places the organism in Eukaryota, Fungi, Ascomycota, Sordariomycetes, Microascales, Microascaceae. The record is from the annotation of a GenBank genome assembly.